AUUGAACGUAAGUUUGUUCACAAUUUUUUUUUAACUCAUGCAGUUCACAUUAAAUAUGUUGGGUGAAAUGUCUUUAUUUGAUAUACAGAAAGGGGCUAUGAAACUUCAUGAUCAACAAAUGGAGGUUGAUUCCCUAAAGGGAUAUUCAGAAGGAGAAAUUUCAGCUCUAAAGGAGCAAUUUGAAAGAUCAUAUGAAGAUCAACUCAAACGAGAUACUAAGAUGGUUGAGCUGAAGCUCACAGAGACUACUAAUAAGCUUGAACAGCAAUUGGCAACGGAGCAAGGUGCCCGUUUGAAGGCAAAAGAGAAGGCACAAGCAGCUCAAAUGAAAUCAAACAUCAGAUAUGCGAAGUUAGCAUAGUAGAAAAGUGUGUGCACACCUGACGUAAAUCGCGAAACAAAAUGCAACAAGCAAAUGUCUAACAUAAGUGUGCAAGCACACAUCCAUUGUGCACACACAUGAAAUAAAAAAGCAAAAGGCAUGAGCUUGACCUAGCUAAACACGUAGAGGAUAAAAAGAAUUUCAACUUUUUGUUGGACCACAAACAUAUCUUUUCUCUUUCUUGCAGGACCACAGACAAAAUCUUCCAACCAUUUAAGACCAUAUAAGGAAAUUGUGACACCUGUAAAGUUAGCUCUCACAAGAAUAUCAUGAAUCAAAAUAAGCUUGAUGGGCAAGACAACAAAGAGAAAAACUCCACUUGGCAAAAUGCGUCUAACAGUAGAUGCUUGCACAGAAGAACGAUGUGUGCACAUAUUUGUUUAACAAUUCAUUGUCCACCAUAACAUAAGUUUGGAAAAAAUAUCAACAAUGUCAAUGGAAGAAGUUCCUAAAGGUUUUCUAUCCUCAAGUAAUUUAGAGAAGAUGUUUCACACGCCCAACAUCUCCUCUUCGGUUGUGAUAAUCUGAGGAUUAUACUAUUUUAUUUAAGCUUUCAGGCC
Pistacia vera is the source of this 942-nucleotide messenger RNA. Its product is annotated as immune-associated nucleotide-binding protein 9-like. Bases 38 to 361 code for a protein of 107 amino acids. The record is from RefSeq and is a predicted model, not a curated record. Lineage: Eukaryota; Viridiplantae; Streptophyta; Magnoliopsida; Sapindales; Anacardiaceae. The transcript is spliced from 2 exons.